Molecule: messenger RNA, 3010 nt
Organism: Monomorium pharaonis (pharaoh ant)
Lineage: Eukaryota; Metazoa; Arthropoda; Insecta; Hymenoptera; Formicidae
Exons: 2
Coding region: 802-1635 (277 amino acids)
Source: RefSeq, a predicted model, not a curated record
CAUCUGGGACGCUCCCUGUAGAACACACCGAUGCAGAGAGAGUUUACGACAGUUCUAACCUGUUUGAAAGGUGUAGUUGGAUGUGGCAAGAAUUUCUUCGUUUUACACCAUUAACUUUGUUAGAAAUAGAGCAAGACAAUGAAAAUUGUAAAAAUAAUAGCUAUCUACAUACAUAUGAAGCUGGAACCCCAUCUGUAAAUCACGUGUCGGGCAAAAUUGAACCUACAUCAAUAAACAACGAUAAUAAUGAUGCGUUUAAUGCGUCGAACGAAGUUGAGACUACUACUACAAUAAACAACGAAAAAAAUAACGGUAAGAUAUAUUAAUUAAGAAAGAAUAAUAUUUUAUUGUAGAAUGUAUUUAAAAAUUAAUUAUACAUUUAUACAUGAUACAGGAUCUUCAUUGGUAAAUAAUGUAUCGGACGAGAUUGAACCAUCAGCAAUAAAUAACGAUAAUGAUUAUGACGGUAAGAUAUUGAUAUUUUUAUAAUAAUAAUAUAUUAUUUAAAAAAUAUAUAUAUAUAUAUGUAUAUAUGAUGCAGGAUCUCUACCGGUAAAACAUGUGUCGGACGAGAUCAUAAAUUCGUUUAAACUCCUUGAAAAUUAAGUUAGUAAUAAAAUAAAUAAAUAAAUUUACAGAAAAGUUAAAAAAAAAUGUUUUAUUAAUAUUUUUAUUACAGAUAUAUUAACAAUACAAACAGGAUGUGGCCGUGCGACAUGUGAUACGGCUGCAGAAGAAGAAGAAGAGAAAAAAGAGGAGGAGGGAGAGGUGGAGAUAGAACAGCUUGGAGAAAGAGAGAAUAUGCAACACAUUCAAGAUUCUGAUGAAGCGAGUGAACCGACAUCAUUUAAUAUUUUACGAGAAAAUCGACGCUAUUUUCAACGAUUUGACACUCAUGGACAUGAGAUAACAUUCGUUGUACGACAACCGCCAGAAGGUUUCAAUUCUUUAAGAUGGUUAGAUAAAGUAUUUGCAGAAGUACAUGCAUAUCUUACAAAUUCGAGCAAUCCUGACGAUUAUAUAGGCGUGACAUUUACUACUGAUACUCUUUCCCAUGGGCCUGUGUGGCUGUCUUACCGUUAUGUACGAGAUUUUAGAAAUAUAGAUUUGUGGGAAUUAGUGAGUCGAGUCGCUCAAAGUGCCUCAGAUUUCUAUAUUAAUGAUAGCUGCACAUUAACAACUUGUAUAAUACGUCGCGUAAACGGUGGUUCACGCCGAAAACUAACCCUGGAUAAUGUGGCGAAACGAUCAAUAUUAUCAAUAACAAAUUCCGACAAUCUUUGCUUACCACGGUCGUUAGUAGCAGCACGAGCGUACGUGGAACGAGGUGAAAUUCGUUCGGGCGAAUUACACAAACAUUGGAUGUCUAUACGUUUAUCUCGCGGCAGAUUACAAAAAGAGAAAGCUCUCGAACUUGUAAGAAAUGCAAAAGUAAAUAUACCUAAUAAUGACUGUACAAUAGCAGAAUUAGAACAAUUUCAAAAAUAUUUAGCGGAAUUUGGCAUCGCUAUCGUCUUCCCAGCGAGAAAUGAUAAUGAAUUCGACAUCAAUUCGACGUCGAAUCGACAUCGAAAUGAUGAUUUCGAUGUCGAAUCGAUGUCGAUUCGAUGUACUAUUUCUCACUGGGUUAUAUGAAGUUGAAACACUAGGUUACGGUGGAGAAACUUUAUAUGACGGUACGAGAUAUGUAAUGAAUAUAUUUAAUAGUAUCACACACACAUUACGUUUUUUAUAUUAUCGUAGAAUACACCAUUUUGAACCUAUUUUAAACUUACGGGCUGCCGUAGGUAGUCGCGGUUUUUGUAUAGCUUGUAAUAUAGCGUAUACUAGAAUAAGUGAUCAUAAAUGUUUACAAAAAUGCAAUCGCUGUAUGGGGCAACCACCGUGCAUAACGGCUGUAAGCCCUCAUAUUAAAUGUAAUUCUUGUAAAAGAUCUUUUUACAAUAAUAAUUGUUUUCAACGGCAUUUAAAACCCAUAACGUUAAACAAUAAAAAAAGAAAAGAUAAAAAAAGUGUGUGUGAUACAUUAAAAAUAUGUAAUAUAUGUUCAAGAUUUAUUUCAACAGAUAAAAAGCAAAAGCACGAUUGUAAUAUUACGUAUUGCAAAAUAUGUAAAGAUUUUUAUCCUAUUAAUCAUUUAUGCUACAUUCAACCUAUAAAACAAACUAAAAAUAAUCAGUCAAAAAUCGUUUUUUUAUUUUACGACUUUGAAACACAACAAAAUAUGCGUGUUAAAGGGGAUGAUAAAACGUUUGUACAUGUACCUAGCUUAUGCGUUGUUCAACAAUCGUGUAGUUAUUGUUUAAACGAUAACAGUGAUAUGUCAAAAAUAUGUCAAUAUUGCGGUGUGCGCGAAUAUGUAUUUAAUCAAGAUCCUGUAAAGCAAUUCGUUGACUUAGCAACAAAACCGUUACGUUCUUUCAAACGCACAAUCUGUAUUGCUCAUAAUGCAAAAGCUUUUGAUGCUCAAUUUAUUUUACGAUAUUUUGCUACGCGAGGUAGUAUGAAUGAGAUGCCAUCAAUAAUAUUAAAUGGUACAAACAUCGUUGUAAUGACAAUAGGUCACACUACAUUUCUUGAUAGCUUAAAUUAUUUUCACAUGCCGUUAAGCGCUUUACCGAAAGCUUUUGCACUUGAUAGUUGUACUACAAAAGGCACAUUCCCGCAUUUAUUUAAUACACCUGAAAAUCAAAAUUAUAUAGGACCAUUACUAGAUAUAAAAUAUUAUUCACCAUGUUAUAUGCAUAACGAUGAACGCGAACGUUUUUUACUUUGGUAUAACAAGAAAAACAUUCAAACUAUAUAUUUGAUUUUGCAAAAGAAAUUGUACGAUACUGCAAAAAUGAUGUAACAAUAUUACGCCCAGCUUGUUUAGCUUUUCGUAAAAUGUUUACGAAUGUGGUAAGGCUUGUCCUUUCGAGGAGAGUACAACAAUAGCAUCGGCCUGCUCACGUGUUUACUGUAAAAAUUUUUUUCAAAAAAAUAGUAUAGAUAUUAUACCUACAGGAGG